AUGGCGUUGGAUGAGAUAGAAAAGAAAAUUGUUGAUCAUACUGAUAAGUAUGAGUUAACUUCCCAUGGAAUAUUACAAGAUAAAAAUUUUACUACUAAUGAAAAUGAAAAUGAAAGUAAAAUGAAUGAGUUUUUCCAUUCAUGUAAUAAUAGUAAUGAAAAGAAAGAUAUAACUAUGAAAAAUGGGAAUGAAGAAAAUAUUUUAAGCAGUAAUGAUAACACUUCAUGUAGUCACAAUGCUGUAGAUUGUACAUGUGAUAGUGAAGGCUUUCUUAAAAAUAAGGAAGAGUCUUUAAUAGAACCAUAUUGUGAAAGUAGUAAGGAUGUAAAUGAUGAGUACAAUGCUAUAAUUGAACGUGCCUAUUACGUCAAUUGUGAUAACAAUGACAAGAAUAAUACCAGCCCAACUGGUUCGAAUUGUGUAGAUGAUACAAAGGAUAGAAGUGGCUGCCCGCAGAGUGUUGGCAUAAAUAACAGAAAUGGGAGCGAAUAUGGAAGCGAAUUUGGAAGCGAAUUUGGAAGCGAACGCGGCAGGGAUGUUUCAACGAAUUAUGAAAAAAAAAGCAAUUUAUUAAAGUUAGAACACCAAGACAGAUUUGAUAUGUUUAAAACAGAUGCAGUUAAUUUGCAGCACAGUAUUUCAGUAAGUGUCAAUCCUAUUGAUGUAAACAAUUACACACUUUUUAAGAAUGCAAGAGUGGAAGAAAUAAAUCAGGAGAGAGUACAUGAAUUUGCUAAUAUAGAAGUGUCUACUAAAAGUGAAGAUUAUCAGAAUAGGAGCAAUAAUGAUAAUAAUACUGUACCUGUUUUAAAAAAUAAACAAAAUGAAAAUAUGGUGUAUGAUACAUGUGGAAAACAAAACGCAAAUAUCCUGUACGGUACAUAUGAAUUACCAAAUGAUGACAUACAUAACACAUGCAAAAAUGAUUACACAGAGGAUGAUACAAUAUAUAAAGAACAGGGUCCUCCUUGUGUUAAUAAUAAACACAGGGAAACUUCUGUAGAAGUAGAAGUAGAACCGAGUUUGAGUAUAAAUAUUGGUGAAGCAGUAAUAGGAACUAGGGAGGAAUGCUGUACUUUUUUUCCAGAUGACUCUGAUGAUAAGUUUACCACACCGAAUGAUAUAAUACCACCACCUAUUGAUGAAGAAGGAGGAAUAUAUUGCUUAAACUUAAAUAGUAGUAGUGAAGAUAGUAAUAAUUACAGUAAAAAUAAUAGUAUCAUUCAUAGUACUUGUGGUAGUACAAAUAAAGAUAUAAUGCUAACAAAGAGUGUUGUCCCUUCAAGUACACCUAAGAAGAGGGAAAAUACUCAGGAAAAAAUGAAUUUCUUAGAUAGGAAAAAAAAGUGCAUUUCUGUUCAUAAUGGAAAUAAUAAUAAUAAUAGUAGUAGUAAUAAUAAUAGCAAUAGUAGUAAUAAUAAUAGCAAUAGUAGUAAUAAUAAUAGCAAUAGUAGUAAUAAUAAUAGCAAUGGUAGUAAUAAUAAUAGCAAUAGUAGUAAUAAUAAUAGCAAUAGUAGUGAUAAUAUUAAUAAUAGUAGUGAUAAUAAUAAUAGCAAUAGUAGUAAUUAUAAUAAUAAUAGUAGUGGUAAUGGUAAUAGUAAUAAGAGUAAUAGUACUAGUAUCAGUAGCAGUAGUAAUAAUAAUAUCAUUUUAAAUAAUAGUUAUGAACUAAAGAAUAAUAAGAUCCUACCUGAUAACAAAAAUGUAGCCAUACAGAGUCAUGUGAGCAUAUUGGCAAGAAAUAAUAAAAAAAAUACAAAUGAUAUCCAUUCAUAUAAUGUAUUAUGCACAAAUGCACAUGUGCACAAUUCAGAAAUGAAUAAUAAAGAAAACACAUUAGUAGAAGGGACAAGUAACGACGUAUUUGCUACUAUUUCUGAUUCUGGUGCAUGUACCACUUUUAACGAUCCAAACGAAGACACAAAUGAUGGUCAGAAUGAGCACUUCCAAGAUUCUAGAAAUACUAUUGUUUUUUUGAAAAAAGAAAACAUGAAUCUAGAAAAGGAUCAAGGACCUAAAAUUAUUUUUGAAAAUGCGAUUGACGAAUGUACUACGUUAAUUUUACAUAACAACCACGAAUAUUCUGAUACGGAAAAUAAUGAAAAAAAAAAUUUUAAAAAUGAAAAAAAAGUUUAUGAAAACGGAGAUAUUUUUUAUAAAAGUAAUUGUUCCACUAAUUUUGAAACGCUUGUGUAUAACUUGAAUUAUAGUGACAUACUGAAUAAGAAGCAGGUGAAUAGCUCUCAGAAAGAUUUAAACUCUUACACUCACAGUAACAUAAACGUGGGUGAAACGUUCUCAAGUAGUGUUAGAAGCAGUAGUAAUAAUAUCGCUAACACGACCACUACUUCUAACACGGCCACCACUUCUAACACGGCCACCACUUCUAACACGGCCACCACUUCUAACACGGCCACUACUUCUAACACGGCCACUACUUCUAACACGGCCACUACUUCUAACACGGCCAAUACUUCUAACACGGCCAAUACUUCUAACACGGCCACUAUUUCUAACACAGCCAAUACUUCUAACACAGCCAAUACUUCUAACACAGCCAAUACUUCUAACACUGCUCACACUGCCAAUACGACCAAUAUGUUUAGAAGCCCGCAGAAAAUUUUUAACGAACUCGCACACAUCAACGAUAACGAAGAAAUGUUUAGUCUGAAUGCACGUUAUAAAGGCACAGAGGAGAAGAACAAUCUCAUCUCACUAUGCUUAAAUGAAUCUUUUGAAAAUGAUCCAAACUUUGUUAAUGAACAAAGCAACCCGAAAAAUGUGCAGGGGGAGAGUGAUCUGGAUAAUAACAAUUUGCCCAACUGUGUAAAUCCGUCCAACUGCGUAGUUACUGCCGGCCACGCCAUUAACCCGCAGUGUGACAAUAAGGAUCAAUGUGAUUAUUACAUGAACGAUAACAGCCUUAUGAACAACGGGCAUGAAGUGUAUAUAAGCAAAGGAGUCCUAAGAAAGGAAGUAAGCGAUGAGAUAGUAAUUGGAGAUACCACAAAUGGAGAUACCAUAAAUGGGGAUACCAUAAUUGCCGACACUGUAAUGGCUGACCCACAUAGCGUUAGUUGUUCUGAUUUGAUGAAUAGAGAUUUUAUGGAAAGAAAACAGAGUGAAGAAACGGUAAUGCAUGAUAUGACAGAAGAGAAGUUAAUGAAUAAUAUGAGUAAAUUGAGUAAAGAAAUAAUUAUGAAGAAUUUAAGUGAAGAUACAAUUAUCAGUGGCAUAUACAAAGAGAAUGUUGAUAUGUUGAAUAAGGAUAUGUUAAUAAAUAAAAUAGAUGAAGAGAAUAUUAUUCGUGUUAUGGAUGAUGGUAGUAAAGAAAUAACAUUCGACGAUAGGGAAAAUCAACACAUGAUGUGUUGUCAUAAUUUGUCUAGCGGUACGAAUGAUAACAAUUUGGCUAGCAGUCUAAACGAUGAUAAUUUGGAUAGCAGUUUAAAUGAUGACAAUUUGGCUAGCAGUAUGAAUGGUCAUAAUUUAAUAGAUGCUAGGAUCAAAGGAAACCUAAGGAGUACCGUGAACUCCCAAAAUGUAAUGAGAAACAUGAACAGGCAGAAUUUACUUGUAAAUGCGGAUAUGCAACAGAUGAGCAGUGGUGAGAACAGUGCGAAUAGUGGAAACAGUGCAAACGUCCGACUGAACAUGAACGACGAAGGGGUGAACGAUAUGACUGAACUGAAUGAUACUUACGGUAGCGAACUGAACAAUAUAACCGAACUGAAGAACAUAGAAGAACUGAAUAACAUAGAGGAGCUGAAUAACAUAGAGGAACUGAAGAACAUAGAAGAACUGAAGAACAUAGAAGAACUGAAGAACAUAGAGGAGCUGAAUAACAUAGAGGAACUGAAUAACAUAGAGGAACUGAAUAACAUAGAGGAACUGAAUAACAUAGAGGAACUGAAUAACAUAGAGGAACUGAACAAUGCGUACACUGAUGAGGUGAACAACAUAGAGGAACUAAAUAACGUAAAGGACAUUCCGAAUUAUAAUAGUAUAUGUUAUACAAAUGAUAAGUACAUGCAAUGGUUUGAUACUAUAUAUACAGUAUGUGUAAAGCUAGAUGAUUUGUGUUGUAAACUAAGUAACGAUUUCCCUCAUGCAAUGAAUUUGUGGAUGAAUAAUGGACAUACAAAUACUAAUGAGGUAAAGUGCAAUUUUCAAAAAUAUGACGAUGUAAGGUUAUAUUAUAAUAAUAAUAAUAAUGAAAAAAACAAAACAGUAGUCAUAAAUCCAAGUGGUCCAAAAAAUGUAUACAAUAUUCAUCCAAGUAAUAAUAACAAGAAAGGGAGUGAAAACAGUAGCUGUGAUAAAUAUUUUAAUUCAAAUAUUACUAGUCAGAAUGAAGAAAAAAUAAAAAAAUUAAAUAACUAUGUAAUGGAUACCAUGGAAAGAAACAUGUCUUUACAUUGUAAAAGUAAUUGUAAACAUAUGAAUCAUAUGAACGCUAUGAAAAAUCAUAGUUUGAACGAUAACUAUUCUAAAAAUAUGUUAGAUGAUGACGAUUAUUUUAAUUGUGAUAAAUGUAUAAAACGACCUAGAAGCAAAAACGAAAAAGGAAUAAUAAUUCUCAAUACAACAACGCCUAGUGAUUACAUCUCUAAUGAUGACAGUAUAAUUUAUAAUCAUACAAAUUCAACAAAUUAUUUGCAAGAAGAGGGAAGUAUUAUGAAUUAUGAAAAGGACAGUUGUUCCAGGAUGCACAUAGAUGGUAGUAGUAAUAGUAGUAGUAGCAGUAGCAUGAACAACAUAAUUUCGAAAGACGCUUUAGAUCUCUUGCAUAUAUAUGGUAGUAAUAAGAAUAGCAGCAGUCAUCACAACGGCAGUGGUAAUUACACUCAUAACAACAGUAGUAGUAAUGCCAGCAAUAAGUUCAAGAAUCAACUCUAUUUUCAUCCAAAUCAUUAUGGCCUUAUGUCAACCAGCACUAACAACAUAUUAUCUCUUAACAAUAACAGCUCGUCUGUGAACUGUAAUUUAGUCCAUCCCAUAAAAAACGAAGGUAUGAACAUUCCAAUUGGAAGUACCGGAACCGGAAAGACAAUCAGCAAGAGUAUUGGUAAGAAUAGCGGAAGAUACAAUGGAAAAGGUAAUAACAAUAAUGGUAAUCGUGUUAGAAGUAACAACAUUGGAAGCAAUGACAAUAACGACAGCAAUAAUGGAAGCAAUAAUGGAAGCAAUAAUGGAAGCAAUAAUGGAAGCAAUAAUGGAAGCAAUAAUGGAAGCAAUAAUGGAAGCAAUAAUGGAAGCAAUAAUGGAAGCAAUAAUGGAAGCAAUAACGACAGCAAUAAUGGAAGCAAUAAUGGAAGCAAUAAUAGCUUGUUGAACUACACCAAUGGACAAGACAUGCAUGGCAAUUUUUCGAAUGCAAAUCUAGGGACGAAGAAAAAAAAACAAGGCAAAAAAAGCUCAACAUACGUUAAGAGCACAGAAAAAAAAAUAAACAAAAAAAAUAGCACAUUAAAUAGAAAUAAUAAUAAAAUAAUAAAAAAUGAAAGUGAAUUUGAAUACCUACUUGAAUUGUCUGAUAAGGAAGGACCAAAUUUAGAAAAUCCAGAAGACCUCAAAUGUGAUGUAGCAGGUGUAUAUUGGGAUAAGAGAAGUUGGAUUGCCUCCUGGUAUGACAAUGGAAAAAGAUAUUAUAAAUCAUUUUCAGCGAAAACACAUGGUUUUUAUAAAUCUAAAUUUUGGGCAAUUAAAGUUCGCUUAUCAAAAGUAAAGGGACAAACCAUCUUUGGAAAAAACACAAGAAAAGCGAAGACGAAUAUUCCGGCCGAUGAAAACAACUUACCCUUUAACACGUCUACAGUGAAUGAUAAUCAUAAUAAUACCAACAACAGCAGUAACAAUAGGGGAAAUUUUACUGGUAACUUCAACAGUAACUUAAGCGCAAACAAUUUUAGCGCCAAUUUAAGCGAAAAUUUUAGCGGCAAUUUAAGCGAAAAUUUAAACGGAGAAUUAAGCGGCAAUUUAAGCGGUAAUUUAAGCGGUAAUUUAAGCGGUAAGAAUAACCUGAGCAGUAACAACAACGUUAACUGUAACAACAGUAACAUCCCUUUGAGAAAUGUGUAG
Plasmodium malariae is the source of this 6081-nucleotide messenger RNA. RefSeq names its product transcription factor with AP2 domain(s), putative (gene AP2-O). The transcript has a single exon. NCBI's taxonomy places the organism in Eukaryota, Apicomplexa, Aconoidasida, Haemosporida, Plasmodiidae. Gene Ontology annotation, biological process: regulation of DNA-templated transcription. Gene Ontology annotation, molecular function: DNA-binding transcription factor activity. The record is from RefSeq and is a predicted model, not a curated record. The coding region runs from base 1 to 6081 and encodes 2026 amino acids.